Molecule: messenger RNA, 411 nt
Organism: Toxoplasma gondii ME49
Lineage: Eukaryota; Apicomplexa; Conoidasida; Eucoccidiorida; Sarcocystidae
Exons: 4
Coding region: 1-411 (136 amino acids)
Molecular function (GO): protein binding
Source: RefSeq, a predicted model, not a curated record
AUGUUGGAAAAGAAGAACAUGGCCAUCGACCUCCCCCACAUCCAAAUUGAGGAUUUCCAAAAGUUCAAGAAUCUACUCUACACCGGCUGCUUAGAAGAGGAACCAACUGACGACCAGUUACUGGACUUGUUCGAGUUGGCGGACCACUACCAGGUGCAGCACUUGUGUGAGGUGCUUGCCAACCACAUUCACUUGCGACUUUCACCUCAGAACUUCGACCGGUUUUGCCAUUUUUCCAUUACUCAUUCCAGUGCCCUGCUCCGGCUCCCGUGCUGCAUAUAUGCCGCGUCAAAUGAAAGCGUGAAAGCGCAGUUUACUGGAGGCAAGCUCUCUGAGCCUGUCACGGAGGAGCUAGCUAGGUUCUUCGGUGUUGACGUCAAUCCGGCGAAGAAAAGACGCUUUUCUUUAUAG